AUGGCUACAGAAGCAUCUGCUGCCGUCGCCGCGGUUCCUACACGUACUGAAGAAGACCUGGCCUUUCUCUUCAAGCGAUUUCCCGGCUACCUAUUCACUGAACGCAAGGGGCCAGCGUGGUCGUGGGUAUGGAAAUUCGGGUAUGAUAUUUCACGCGACGGCAAAGACCGUGUAUGGGUAUGCCUUCGAUGUAUCCAACAACGCAACCGGAAGCCAGCCGCCUAUAACCCACGAAAUCUUGUGAACGUCGAGAUUCAUCUCUUUAACUCUCACCAGCUUAGCGAUCCUACCGGUAAGCGACCGCCGCCUUCUGCCGUCAAGCCCCAACGCGAGAGCAGCAAUUCGAGAUCCAUCGCCACCUUCUUCAAUCUCAAUGCGAACAACGCCGAGGAUCAGAGGAUGGCCAACCACUUGAUCAGCGCGUUCGAUAGAGCUGAGUUUCAACGAAGGAUUGUAAGAUGGCUCAUCAGCGCCAAUCUUCCUUUCCGCACAGCUGAACACCCUUAUCUUCGCGAUGUCUUCUCCUACCUCAACCCCUCUGUCGACAUUCAAAAAGCCAACCUCUCCGAGAAGACUGUUCACGCCCUCGCUGUACGAGAGGUUGAGCGGCAUAAGGAUGCGGUGGUUAAGACGCUCCAGGAGAGCCCCGGGCUGGUUCAUCUAGUCUUCGAUGGAUGGACUUCACGCAACCGCCUCUCUCUCUACGGCGUGAGCGCAGUCUUCCGAGACGAAGAGGGCACGCCUCACAAGAUUGUGCUCGGUCUGCCAGAGAUGAGUGACCGGCAUACGGGUGAGAACAUCGCGGAGGCCAUCCUCGAUGUUAUUAGAAACUAUGGUAUUGAAAAGAAGAUUGGCUACUUCACUGUCGACAACGCUACAAAUAACGACGCCGCGUUGAAAAUAAUCGGUGAGAAGCUCGGCUUCCAGUGCAUGAGCAAUGGAGGAGGAAAGGCCCCAUUGGAGGUCAACAGGUCAGACCUCUGGACCAAGAAGCUCAUCUCGGCGCAAGAGCAACGGAUCCGAGAAGCCUCCGAAGGUGAGAAGAUCAAGAAACACACGCCGGUCGGAGUGGUGACAGACAACGCUACGCGGUGGCUCUCUCAGUACUUCAUGAUGGAACGCGCUCUUCAACUCCAGCCUUUCUACGAGACCUUCCUCUUUGAGGCGAAGCUUCACGUUGACUCGCAGUUCCGGACGACAGCAGGCACUCUAAAGAAAGGCGCGAAGGAGCCGCUCUUCUUAAAUGAGGAGAACAAGUUGACCGCGAACGACUGGGAGGUCAUCUCUGUGUUGAAAGAGAUCCUUCUCGACUUUGAGCUCGUUGUGAAAGCUCUUCAGGGCGACGGUCAACCUCGUGAGAAGAAGCGCAGCUCCUGCGAUGAGCCGAUCAGUCUAGUACAGGGAGCAAGCUGGGAUCUUCUCGAUGGGUACGAGUUCCUCCUUGAGUCUCUCGAGAGAGCGAAGGCGAGAGUUGAAGACCUCGUUGACGGCGAACACGUCGCUAUUAACGUCAACAACGCAUGGAUGAAGCUCGACAAAUACUACGAGAAGAUCGGCCAGUCUCCUCUCAUCUACGCUGCCACCGCAUUGCACCCUCGGCACCGAUGGGGUAGAUUCGAGGCGUGGCGUGAGCAUCACGCUGACUGGAUCGAGCCAGCGAAGUUACAAGUCCGAGAACUCUGGAGGCAACAAUACCGAGACCUACCAGUCGAGCAGAAAGAGGCUUCAGAACCACCCACGAAAAUCCCCCGCCUCUCGAGCAACAGGUUCGCAAUCUUCAGAACCCAGGAGCGAACUCCAACAAACUCAGCACCCACCUCUCCUUCACCCUUUCCAUCGCCAGCGCUGGUCGAACUUGACGAGUUUGAGCGUUGGCAACUAGAUAAUAGCGACUUUGAUCGGUACGAGGAGGAUCCCCGUGCCUACUGGCACAAGAGAAGGAACACCUACCCACGGCUUGCGCGCAUGGCGUUGGAUCUACACACGGUGCUUCCUAUGAGCGCCGAAGUUGAGCGCUUGUUCAGCGUUACUGGCCAUAUGGUUACUCCUUUACGCAACCGGCUACAGGCGAACACAAUAUCUCUCUGUCAGAUCCUCCGCAGCUGGAGCUCGAGCGGUAACCGACCGAGGGUACCGAGCCCCGUGUCAGGAGCCCGCAGGAAGGGCGUUGCUAUCGAUGAACGAACGGCGACGUGUUCGCGAGAAUAUACCCCAAUUGAGGACACUGAGAGUAUCAGCAAGCACAAGCCAGGAGGUUACCACCCGCUGCAGAUUGGCGACCGCUUCGGCUCUCAGAGUCAAUACCGAGUCGUCCACAAACUAGGGUUCGGUGGUCAUUCUACCACUUGGCUUGCAUGGGACGAGUUCCAGGGCCGCCACGUGGUGCUGAAGAUUGCGAUUGCAUCUGACACAGCUUUAUCGCAGGAGAUUCACACCUUGCGACGACUAAGGGAAAGCAAAGACGUCCACCCAGGCAACAUCCUGUUCACCCUCCCGUCUUCCUUCCAUUCCCUCUCGACCAAGGACGUUUACGCCACAUAUCGUGAACCGAUAAAAGAACCCGUACGGCGGAGGGACGGUGUCAGCCAACUACCAACCAUCGUUCCGCCCUACGUCGUGCCUCCGGUCUGGCUGGGUAAACGGUGCGAACACAUCACCACUGCCGACGCCAAUAUCAUGAUCACCGACUUCGGAGAAGCGUGGCUGCCCGCAAGCUCGCCACGGUACAGUCUGAACACGCCGGUAUUGUACCGGCCGCCUGAGGCGGUCUUUGCCGAGUCUGAGGGUAAGCCAGUCAGUUUUGCGGCCGAUAUCUGGUCGCUGGGGUGCACCAUAUACGAACUGUUCACGCCGGGAACUCUCUUUGAGGGGUUCUUUCCGGAUGAAGACGACAUGGUCGCCGAGAUGGUUAGUGCGUUGGGAAAGCCCCCUCGGUCGUGA
Chaetomium globosum CBS 148.51 is the source of this 2940-nucleotide messenger RNA. RefSeq lists its product as uncharacterized. NCBI's taxonomy places the organism in Eukaryota, Fungi, Ascomycota, Sordariomycetes, Sordariales, Chaetomiaceae. Gene Ontology annotation, biological process: protein phosphorylation. Gene Ontology annotation, molecular function: protein kinase activity; protein dimerization activity; ATP binding. The coding region runs from base 1 to 2940 and encodes 979 amino acids. The transcript has 6 exons. The record is from RefSeq and is a predicted model, not a curated record.